CGGUGAAUCAAUUAACAGCAACAUGGCCAGAAAAGAACAGAGCUGGAAGAAUUUAGUGGCUCUUGAAACUUCUUUUUUACGCAAAAGUGGUAAAUAAAUAAAGAAUUAUUGUUUUUUAAUGAACAUUUGGUUCUUUAUGGGACAUUUUUGAAAGGUUCGCUUUGGUAAGAUGUAUUGCUGUGCAAUUUCACAGACAAAACACAUGCAUCUGUGUGCAUGCCCACAAAGGACCCCAGGUUCCUGGAACUUUCAGAAGCCAAAAGAGUAAUAAUUGAGGAGACAACAGGCACCGUGGGAACACACUCCAUUAAGCAAUUGCUAAGUCGAAGAAGUAAAAUUCACAGAAUAGAGAAGUAUUUUCUUUUUACUGAAACUGAGCACACACUGGAACAACACUAAACAAGACACACAUUCCCUUUUAUAUCAGUCAGACAGCAUUUAGGGCAGUUCAGAAAACAGGAAAGAUUUGGGUUUGACAGUUUUGCAACAAUCAAGUAUGAUGUAAAUGUUUCCUAGUUCCUCUUCAGGGGGUCUAAGGUAGGAAUCUCCUCUGAAUGCUCAGAAAGUGGAUCCAAGUGAAUCCAAGGCAUAGCCAGAUUUCUUACAGCAUUAUCCUUGCUAACUAAUGUUUAGUUCUUUGAUGCUUAACGAUGGGAAACAAAAGCAGCCGAAUCAGUGACCUGCUCUUACUUGUGCUCGAUGACCUUUCUCAGGAAGACUUCAAAAGGUUUAAAGACAAGCUCUCCUAUUCAGACCUCGAAGGAAAGCGUUUCAUAAUUCCCCGAAGUCGGCUAGAGAACGUGGACAGGGUAGACACCAAGAAUCUCCUGCUCAAGUGUUAUGGUGGAGAUGACGCAAUAGAUGUAACCAUACAAGUGCUCUCGGAUAUUAAUCAGAAAGAGUCUGCUGCUAAACUCAGAAAAGAGAAAGAGAAAGGUUUGGUGUCCGGUCAGAAAGCACUGGAGAUAUCACCAAAAGAUUACAGGAUUAAAUACAGGGAAUAUGUAUGGGAAGAAUAUCAAGUAAUUCAAGACAAAAAUGCCCUCCUUGGUCAAUGGGUGAACCUAAACAGAAGAUACACCCAACUCUUGAUCAUUCAGAAACAUUGCCUGCUGGAAGAGAAACAGCAUGAAAUUAUGUCCACAGGAAGGAAACAUGCCAAUAUGAUGGGCAAGCAAGCCAGUCCAGGUAGUAUUGCAGCUUUAUUUGAUCCCGACGAUAACAGAGUGAACCCUAGAACUGUCGUGCUCCAAGGACCUGCUGGGAUUGGAAAAACAAUGACCGCGAGGAAGAUUAUGUUGGACUGGGCAGUUGGCAAACUCUACCAAGGCAAGUUUGAUUAUGCAUUCUACAUAAACUGCAGAGAAAUUAACUUGAUGACUGAGCAGCAGAGUCUGAUUGAUUUAAUCUUUUGGAACUGUCCUGAGAGAAAUGCUCCCCUGGAAGAUAUUUUUGCAAACCCAGAGAGGCUCCUGUUCAUAAUCGACGGUCUUGAUGAACUGAAAUUUUCCUUAGAAUCCAAUAGGAAUCUGUGUUUCGAUCCUAGUCAAAAGAAGCCGGUGAAAGUUGUACUGAGAAGUUUAGUCAGGAAAAGCAUUCUUCCCAAAUCAUAUUUAAUCAUCACUACAAGGCCAAUUGCUCUGGAGCAACUGCAGAAGUGUCUGAAGUAUCCCCGCUACAUAGAGAUCCUGGGGUUUUCUGAGAAGGACAGGGAAGAGUAUUUCCACAAGUAUUUUGGGAAUGAGAGGCAAGCGGUACAAGCUUUUGGGGUUGUGAAAGCAAAUGAGAUGCUCUUCACCAUGUGCUUUGUCCCCAUUGUGUGUUGGAUCAUCUGCACUGUGUUGAAGCAACAGAUGGAUAGAGGAGAAGAUCUCGUGCAGACUUCAAAAACAACUACUUGUGUAUACAUGUUUUAUUUAACUAGCUUACUCAGAGAUCACAGUCCAGUGUUGGAAAGAGGUAAACAGAAACAUUUCCAAAACCUUUGUCUCUUAGCCAGAGAAGGAGUCUUGACAAGGAAAAUACUCUUUGAGGAUGAUGACCUCCAAAAACAUGGCUUAAAGGAGGCUGACAUCCGGUCACUCUUCCUUCACAAGAAACUUUUCCAGCAAGAUAUUGAUUGCCAAUCUGCCUACAGCUUCAUCCACUUAAGUUUCCAAGAGUUUUUUGCAGCCUUGUCCUACGUGCUAGAGGAAAUACCAGAAAUGGCCGACAAAUCAGAUAGCUGUUAUGACGACGUGAGAAAGUUGCUAAAAGAUUUUGGAGAAGGUGGAAAUGAGUACUUAGUGUUGACAGUCCGCUUUCUGUUUGGUCUUUUAAAUGAGAAAAGGAAGAAAACCAUAGAGAAAAGUUUAGGCUGCAAAAUUUGUUCAGAAACAAAACAAGUGCUUUUGGAGUGGAUCGAAGCUGAGGUGGCAUCAAAGAGCUGUCAAAAGCAAUCUGAGAUAUUCUGUUGCUUAUAUGAAAUUCAAGAAGAAGAGUUUGUGGGAAGAGCAAUGGAUUGUAUUCCUGAGAUUAAGCUGUACGAUAACUGCCUAGGGAACGCAUUCAACUCUCUGGUUCUUUCAUUUUGCCUGAGACACUGUCGUAAAGAACAGUCCUUCCAUCUUGGAUAUCUACUUUUUUUGUCAAGCUUAUAUUUUAAUGGAAGAGUGGAUGAAAACCUGCCUCUCCUAUUUGAAGGACUGAAGGAUCCAAGGUGUAAUGUAAGAGAGAUCUGUUUUAAGCGAUGUAAUCUCAGAGCUGUUUCCUUUGAGAUUCUUACCUCUGUCCUCACCAUGAAUCAACACAUCAGAGAAUUCAACUUACAGCAAAGCGACCUAGGAGAAGUGGGAGUGAUCAAACUCUGUCAAGCACUCAAGCAUCCCAACUGCAAACUGCAGACACUGAGGCGAGUACUCAUAGGUGCCUUUUAUCAAAAUCGUAAGGGCAGAACCUGGGUUACACUUGCCAGGGUUGCUAUCCAAAAUGGCCUUCUUGUGCCAAAGGAUACCCAGCCUGUCACUGGAGGAUUACGUUGCUGUAACCUCAGCCCCAAGUCAUGUGAGAAAUUAGCCUCUAUUGUUCCUAAAAACCAGAACCUGAGAAUGCUUUAUUUGGACUUUAACAAUAUAGGGGAUGCUGGACUAAUAGAGCUCUGCCAAAUGUUGGUGCAUCCAGACUGCCAACUGCAGGUACUCAGCUUGCUUGGUUGCAAUCUCACUGCUGCUUGCUGUGUGAAUCUUGCUUCUGUUCUCUGUAAAAACCAGUCCCUGCUAGAGCUGUCUCUAGGCCAUAAUGAAGAAAUGGGAGAGGCUGGCGUGCAGCUCUUAUGCGAAGGCCUUCAACAUCCAAACUGCAAAAUAGUUUCGCUAAGGUUGGAUUCAUGUGGACUGACAGAGGCAUGUUGGGAAGCCUUUUUGGCAGCUCUCAAAACAAACCAGUCUCUGCGAGAGCUUGAUCUACAAAAUAACGAUGAUUUGAAGAGGUACCUGGAAGCUGAUAAACGAAGCAGGAUUAGAAAAUUGAAGCAGCAUAACUUUAGAAUACAAAUAAGCUUAUAGGCCUACAACAUGGGGAAGGUGGGUUUGCUUUUUUCUAAUAAAGUUAAUUAGUGGUUGUCUAUUCUGUUAAAAUGAUAGUUUGAUUAUCUGUAUUUGAUUUAAAUUUUGUUUAGAGAUUUAUGAUAAGUAUAUGUGCACAUGUUCACAUUUCUUCAACCUUGUUUCCUAAAAGAAAAAAGCAGCUUUUUCAUUGCUGCUGGUGACAAACAGAAUUCUCCUUUCCAGUCUGUUGUCUUCUCCAUCUUUAGCCUCAUGCAGCAAGAAAAUCUCAAUUAUCAUUAAAUACAUAAGUGUGAUCAUAUUUACAAAAAGGUGUAAUUAAAUUGUGACACAGGAAAGCUAAAAAGGAGUACG
Molecule: messenger RNA, 3896 nt
Organism: Podarcis raffonei (Aeolian wall lizard)
Lineage: Eukaryota; Metazoa; Chordata; Lepidosauria; Squamata; Lacertidae
Product: NACHT, LRR and PYD domains-containing protein 3-like
Cellular component (GO): cytoplasm
Molecular function (GO): protein binding
Source: RefSeq, a predicted model, not a curated record